This is a messenger RNA of Phyllostomus hastatus (greater spear-nosed bat), 2264 nucleotides long. It is a transcript of the gene SDC2, whose product is annotated as syndecan 2. Gene Ontology annotation, biological process: cell migration; dendrite morphogenesis. The transcript has 5 exons. Bases 570 to 1175 code for a protein of 201 amino acids. The record is from RefSeq and is a predicted model, not a curated record. NCBI's taxonomy places the organism in Eukaryota, Metazoa, Chordata, Mammalia, Chiroptera, Phyllostomidae. Gene Ontology annotation, cellular component: cell surface; membrane.
AGUCCGCUUGGUUGCGAGGGAGGGAGGGAGCAGGAGCAGAGGAGGAGAGGAGGAGAGGAGGAGGACCCCGAGAGGGAGGCGGUGGCGCGGAGAGAGGAGGGGCGCAGCGGCUGAGCCACCAGCCGCCCUCUACCGCGCUUCUCUCCAGAUACUCCCGGAGCUCCAGCCGCGCGGAGCGCACCCCUACUGCUCUGCCCCCAAACUUCAGCUGUAGCUACAUUCCAAGCCAUCUAAUUUAUUCUUCAAGAAAAGAAGCUGAGUUGCGACGCCGGGAAGGAGUCCGCGGAGGAGUGAAAUAACAGCAGAGCUAGAAGAGCUCCAGAGAGCAGAUUCCCCCGAGCAACAACUCGGUGCCAGGAGUGCAGAAACCAACAAGUGAAAAGGAACCGCGUUCCCGGGGCGCAGCCGAAGACCCGGGAGCUGAAGCAGGAGGAGGCAGCGAGCGCGCCGGUGCAUUGAGCAGGAGCCUCCUGCUCCGGAUCCCUCUGCGUGGCUGUGCCUGGUGCUGGGCAAGGGGAUUCCUUUCGCCCUUGUUGCAAGCAGCGGCUCCCAGCCAGUCUUCGGGGAAUAUGCAGCGCGCUUGGAUUCUGCUCACCUUGGGCUUGGUGGCCUGCGUGUCCGCGGAGUCGAGGGCAGAGCUGACGUCUGAUAAAGACAUGUACCUCGACAACAGCUCCAUUGAAGAUGCUUCAGGAGUGUAUCCUAUUGAUGACGAUGACUACGCUUCUGCAUCGGGCUCGGGAGCUGAUGAGGACAUGGAGAAUCCUGAGCUGACCACGUCUCGGCCACUUCCAAAGAUCUCGUUCACUAGUGCUGCUCCAAAAGUGGAAACCACCACGCUGAAGGUGCAGAACAAGAUACCUGCUCAGACGAAGUCACCUGAAGAAACGGAUAAGGACAAUGUUCACCUCUAUGACUCAGGAAGAAAAGUGGACCCAGCUGAAGAGGAUACAAAUGUGUAUACUGAGAAGCACCCAGACAACCUGUUUAAAAGAACGGAAGUCCUGGCAGCCGUCAUUGCUGGAGGAGUGAUAGGCUUCCUCUUCGCCAUUUUCCUCAUCCUGCUGCUGGUGUACCGCAUGAGGAAGAAGGACGAAGGAAGCUACGACCUUGGAGAGCGCAAACCAUCCAGUGCUGCUUACCAGAAGGCACCUACUAAGGAGUUUUAUGCGUGAAACUCCCACUUAGUGUCUCUAUUUAUGAGAUCACUGAACUUUUAAAAAUAAAGCUUUUGCAUAGAAUAAUGAAGAUCUUUGUUUUUUGUUUUUUUCAUUGAAGAGCCAUUCUGGCACUUUAAUGAUAAAAAUCCCAUUGUAUUUAAAACUUUUCAUGUAUUUCUUUAGAACAUAAAAUUACAACUUAACAUCUGCAGUGUUCUGUGAAUAGCAGUGGCAAAAUAUUAUGUUAUGAAAAUUCUCAAUAUUCAUGGAAUCAGUUGAAACUUUUAUGCGCAAAUAUGGAAUGAUUGUUUUUACUCAGUGGUUCAAAGAGGAAAGCUGUUUGAUUUGCGUCCGCAUGUUUCCCACCGACCCAGCCAGGUUGGUCUUAGUUUGUUAAUUUAUCUGUCGUUCCCUUCUCCUCUGCUCUCUCCUCGUGUCUCUUGGAAAACAAAACUCUCUGCCUUUUGUAGCUGUUAUAGUGCAAUUUGUCUUUGGAUAAUUCAGAUAAUGGUAAUUUAGUGUAUAUAUGAUUUUCAAAUAUGUAAACUUUAACCUACACUUUGUAUAAAUUUUUAAGUGUCGGACUAUCCAUUUUACACUUGCUUUGUUUUUCAUUACCUGUAGCUUCAGGCAGAUUUGCAACAGCAAAUUAAUGUGUAAAAUUGGAUUAUUACCAGAAAACUGUUUAGUCAUAUCUAAUCAGAUCCUCUUUUGGGAGGAUAUGGUGUGAGUUACUGACAAGCCUCAGCAAACCCAAAGAUGCUAACAGUAUUUUGACAAGUUGCUGCAGAUUCCUUUGGCCACUGUAUUUGUUAAUUUCUUGCAAUUUGAAGGUACGAGUAGGGGUUUAAGGAAAAAUCAGUUUUUGUUCUUAAAAAUGCAUUUAAGUUGUAAACGUCUUUUUAAGCCUUUGAAGUGCCUAUGAUUCUAUGUAACUCAUCACAGACUGGUGUUAAUGAGUAUAUAUAACAGUUAAAAAAGUUGGUAUUUUAUAAGCACAGACAAUUCUAAUGGUAACUUUUUUGUAGACUUACACAUAGACAUAAAUUGUAAUUUGGGAACAUAAAAACUACUGAAUAAAUCAUGUGGCCUAAUAAUUGAAAA